CUUACUUUACAUUUCCGCAAAGUUUUGGAGCUGUGGCAGGCUUCCCUUAAUCAGGUUUAUUACAGUUUUGUUUAUAGACAUUUAUAAGCUAAGAGAAAAGAUGAGUGAAAUUAAGCCCAAAGAUAAAGGGUCGAGUGAAGAGAGCGCCGCGGAACAAGACUGGGCAGCGGCUAAGGCUGCUUUCGAGAACCUCAAAUCUAACAAACCCAGACCUCCCAAACCCAAGAAUGCAGUCACCAUCGCCGUCUCCUCUCGCACUCUCUUCAACAUGAAGGCCGAGAGGAAGAUCUUUGAGGAAGAGGGCUUAGAAAAGUAUGUCGCUUUCCAGCAGGAACAUGAAAACGAGCCUCUAAAACCAGGACCUGCUUUUCCCUUCGUCAAGGCGCUGAUGAACGUCAACACUCGACUGAGGGAGCUCUAUCCAGACAACGAGGAGCUGUUUGAUAUCGUCUUAAUGACCAACAACCAUGCCCAAGUGGGCGUGCGCCUCAUUAACAGCAUUAAUCACUAUGAUUUGACCAUAGAAAGAUUCUGCAUGACAGGAGGGAAGAGUCCUAUUGGUUACCUGAAGGCCUACCUGACAAAUCUUUACCUCUCCAAAAGUGCAGACAAAGUCAUAGAGGCCAUAGAUGAAGGAAUUGCUGCUGCCACAAUGUUCACGCCGGACACAGAGCUGGAGCUAAGCGGCACUCAGUUGAGAGUGGCGUUUGAUGGUGACGCUGUCCUCUUCUCCGACGAGUCAGAGAUCAUCGUGAAGCAGCAUGGCCUGGACUCUUUCUUUGAGCACGAGAAACAGUUUGAGAACAAACCUCUCGCUCAGGGACCAUUAAAGUGUUUCCUGGAGGCCCUGGGAAAGCUCCAGAGAAAAUUCUAUGCCAAGAACGAGCGUUUGAACUGCCCCAUCCGAACCUUCCUGGUCACGGCCCGCAGCGCUGCCAGCUCUGGAGCUCGGGUCUUGAAGACCCUCCGCAGCUGGGGCCUGGAGAUCGACGAGGCUCUCUUCCUGGCGGGGGCUCCGAAAGGGCCCCUGCUUCAGAAGAUCAGGCCGCACAUCUUCUUUGACGACCAGAUGUUCCAUAUUGAAGGGGCCACGGAACUGGGAACCAUAUCCGCACACGUCCCCUACGGAAUCGGACAAAAGUACCACAAGGGCAAACUCAUCGAGCAGCCUGAAAAAAAGGAAUAACCUAAGAAAGGUUAAAAAUAAUAAUAAAUAAUACUACUUUUGCUCCAGAUUAAAUAU
Messenger RNA from Neolamprologus brichardi, 1243 nucleotides. It is a transcript of the gene nt5c1bb, whose product is annotated as 5'-nucleotidase, cytosolic IB b. Gene Ontology annotation, cellular component: cytoplasm; cytosol. Lineage: Eukaryota; Metazoa; Chordata; Actinopteri; Cichliformes; Cichlidae. Gene Ontology annotation, biological process: nucleotide metabolic process; adenosine metabolic process. The record is from RefSeq and is a predicted model, not a curated record. Gene Ontology annotation, molecular function: magnesium ion binding; 5'-nucleotidase activity; nucleotide binding.